AUGGGAGGAAGAAUGGAAGGUCUGGGCGCAAAAGGGAAGCUAGCGGCGGUGCUUUGGGUUGAGGGCUUCAGACAAGCCUGUUGCCUUCACCGUGUGCUUAUUCUCUGCCACAGGUCCAGAAAGCUUCUGAUACGCACGGGACAGUGUUUUCUGUUGAAUGGUUUCAUUUUCUUAGGAAGUAUACUUAUCCUUAACUCGUUCAUCAUCCCAGCUCUACACUGGAUAUUGCCUGCUAUGUGUCCAGAGUUUAGUUCUCAACAGUUAUGCUCAUUUGCUGGCAUUUGGGAAUUUUAUUCCAUCUUACGUCAUGGACUCGUACAGCUUUUUUAUGUAACUUGGUUGUAUCCAUUAUAUGUAUUCAGCUUUAUCCUGAGCAACAUCUGGUACAAUGAUAUUGCCAAGUAUGGAUUUUAUGCAAUGGGGAGACCUGUGAUUAAUAAAUUGGAUCCUGUCAGACAAAGUGAUGUGUUAACCUUCCAAAAUGCAGCUGGCCUUGAAAGAUCAACAGACCUAGGAUGGGUCAUGAUUGGAAUAGGAGAGCAGGUUUAUUCAGUGCUUCUUUUGAGCUGUUUCUUCUUAGAGGUAUAUGUGACAGGUUUUAUACCAUAUGUAGGCAAGGCAUUAAAUUUUCUGCUUCUUUCCUGGAUGUAUGCCUACUAUUGUUUUGAGUACAAAUGGAAUUUCUCUGAAAUCGGUCUGGACAAAAGGCUAGACUUCUUUGAAUCUAACUGGGCAUUUUUUGCUGGUUUUGGAAGCCCAUGUGUUCUACCUCUUUUCUUUUUCUCACCUCUUGUGAGCUAUGGGUGUAUGGCUAUACUCUUUCCGUUGUUUGUUUUGACAGCUACAGGCUCAGAAGCUGAGCAACUUAUUUCUUCUCGAAAAACAAGCUGGGGUGACGAAUGUUUCGGACGGCUUCAAAUAUUCAAGGCCGCAGAUAGUUUGUCAGAAGAGAAUGGACAAGAGAUCAAAGAAGAUGAGAACUGCAACAUAGUACUCGUUACCUUGUCUGCCACUGCCUUCCCAUCUAACGGAAUGGAAGAGGGACUAAGCUAUAAAAUGGAUCGAAACAUAUAUCCAAGUACAGAUCUGAUGUAGACCAAACAGCUGCAUAAUUCAUUGUAUAAUGAAUGAUCAUUAUACAAUGAAUCAGUAAUAAAUGGAACAAUCUUACAUUGUUCCAGAAUUAAGUAUUAAGUACUUAGUAUUAAGUAUGUUAUUUAUUAAGGGUUAGUGUUCGAUGCCUAGAGGGGAUGAAUCUGCAGAUUAGCCCCUAUAAAUAAGAGUUGUAAACUCAGUUUCUAGUAGUUUUAUGAUCAAUCUAAGUUUACCCUCACUCUCCUCUUUCUCUUCCCAACCCCUCUAAUCUGAUAUUUAGAAGGUUGAGACGUUAAUCUCUUCCUUUUCUUACUUCCGCUACGCCAAGAUCUGUUCACCUAUCUUUCAUAGCUUUUCCAUCGCUACUCCUAUGCUAUCUUAAAUCCUUCUGUUUUUUUCCAUCCAUAGGACUCAAAAGGCAGAGAACAUAGAACCAAAUUAACCAAAAGAUUGUCCUUCCAUUUUGCCAAAACCAAACUUAAUUUGACAGAGAGAGGGUGUCUCCAUUCUGGAUUUUCUGUUUUUAAAUUUUGAAUUCUUCCCUCUUAAAGUGGUUAAUUACCGAUCUGAGAUAUAGUAUACACGACACAUUUUUAACAUUUAAUUACGAAAUCCCAACAGAAAAAUUACUCACCUUACCAGGUGAAAAGGGAAUAUAAUUCCUUCCGGUUCACAAUCCUGGAUCAUAUAGUAAUUAUAUAAUUAGAGAAUCUACAAAGUUCACUGAAACUGUAAGCUUCAGAGCUACAUACUUUAGUACAAGAGUUGAUGGAAAUCCAAUAAUUAAGCUGUGCCAACCAUCAAUCAAAUAUAUAAGCAUUACCCACAAUGCCUCAGAAAAUCAACAGAACCUCAUGCAAAAUCUGAAAGAAAAAAAAAAAAAAGAAAAAAGCGUAGUGAGGUUUGGAUGGAAAGAAAGAAGACAAAAGUUGAACUGUUGAAGAAGUUAGCUCAAAGUUGAAAAGCAAGAAUCUGAAACAAAAGUUGUUAUCUAUCUUCACA
Molecule: messenger RNA, 2097 nt
Organism: Fragaria vesca subsp. vesca
Lineage: Eukaryota; Viridiplantae; Streptophyta; Magnoliopsida; Rosales; Rosaceae
Product: protein EI24 homolog
Exons: 11
Coding region: 1-1095 (364 amino acids)
Biological process (GO): macroautophagy
Cellular component (GO): endoplasmic reticulum
Source: RefSeq, a predicted model, not a curated record